Tripterygium wilfordii is the source of this 1931-nucleotide messenger RNA. Its product is annotated as probable protein S-acyltransferase 7. Gene Ontology annotation, cellular component: endoplasmic reticulum; Golgi apparatus. Lineage: Eukaryota; Viridiplantae; Streptophyta; Magnoliopsida; Celastrales; Celastraceae. The coding region runs from base 236 to 1513 and encodes 425 amino acids. The transcript is spliced from 6 exons. Gene Ontology annotation, biological process: peptidyl-L-cysteine S-palmitoylation; protein targeting to membrane. Gene Ontology annotation, molecular function: protein-cysteine S-palmitoyltransferase activity. The record is from RefSeq and is a predicted model, not a curated record.
UUUUCUUUCUAUUAAUCCGUAAAGAACAAAAGACACAGUAAUUUUCAUUCCUCUGUUCUUGCUUUCGUUGUUGCGGUCACAGAUUCCUUCGGUUUCGGGUGGUCUUGUCCUGACCCGACCACCCCUACCGGAAUAUUCUUCUCCUCUUCCUCUAGGAUUGGGGUUGGUGUGGAAUGCAUUGAAGAGAUCUGAAAAAUUUGUGGCGGUGGAGGUUGGGAGGGUGAGUGACUGAGAAAUGCAGGGAAAGAUGUACACAGCUCCACCGCCUCCUAUGCUUUCCGACUCCAGCAGAAGGAUUAUCGAGUCCAAUGGACCAAACCUUCGUGUUUAUCAAGUCUGGAAAGGAAGCAAUAGAUUCUGCCUUGGAGGUAGACUCAUAUUUGGUCCGGAUGCCAGGUCAAUAUUCCUUACGGUGUCCCUUAUUGUGAUUCCGGUGAUCCUAUUUUGUGCUUUUGUUUCUCAAAGACUCAUCAAUGAAUUCCAUCCCCAAAUAGGGAAUCUUAUUGUAGUAACGUGUGUUGUCUUCACAUCAUAUGUUCUUGUUCUUCUCUUCCUUACAUCUGGGAGAGAUCCUGGUAUUAUCCCUCGCAAUCCUCAUCCUCCGGAACCAGAAGAUGAUGGCUCAAGUGUCUCUUCAGAUUGGCCAGGAAGUCAACUUGUUGCUCAUAAUUUGCCACUUACAAAAGAUGUCGUGGUUAAUGGGAUCAUAGUCAAGGUCAAAUAUUGUCAAACAUGCAUGCUGUAUCGCCCACCAAGAUGUUCUCAUUGCUCUAUAUGCAAUAACUGUGUUGAUCGUUUUGAUCAUCAUUGUCCUUGGGUGGGGCAAUGUGUUGGGAAGAGGAACUACAGAUUCUUUUUUAUGUUUGUGUCUUCCACAACCAUGAUCUGCCUUUAUGUUUUCGCAUUCUGCUGGGUAAACAUCAAGGUUACGAUGAAUACUUAUCAUUGUAACCUCUGGAAGGCUUUUCUAAAGUCACCGGUUUCAGGUGUGCUAAUAUUGUAUACGUUCAUGACUGCUUGGUUUGUUGGGGGUCUCACCGCAUUUCAUCUCUACUUGAUAUUCACCAAUCAGACAACUUAUGAGAAUUUUCGUUACCAUUACAAAGCAAAGAUGAAUCCUUACGACCUUGGCUGUCUUGGUAAUAUUGUGGAGGUUUUCUUCUCUAAAAUUCCCAGUUCCAAGAACAACUUCAGGGAAAAGGUCGAAGGGAACUCAUCUUCUGUCUUUGCUAAGUCAAUGUCCUUGAGCCAUGCCCGGAGCCCAGAGAUGCUGAAAACAAGCUUUGACAUAGAGGCGGGGAAGCGGCAGGCUGUAGCCGAUGAGGAUUUUGAAGAGAUCCAAAGUCAGAUUGAUAGUGUUGGUGGACUAGAGAGGUGUGGAACCGAGCCACGUCACACACAUCGUGAUCACAAACCCAGUUGGGAAAUCACUCCUGAGGCACGGAUGUUGGCUGCUGAUUUUGGCAUGCAACAUGGUUUUGAAGGCAGACGAAAAAUCAAUGGAGUACUUUAGAAUUUGAAGGUGUUAGAUUAUUUUAGGGGAAGAUUUUGUGGAGACCUUAGAGCCAAGGGUAAACUUCCUGUACUGGCUGAUUGGAGCUGCUCGCUGAUAUUGCAGUGAAUUUGAAGUGCCCAUCGCUGACAUCCACGCCUCAUUAAUCUCUAGAGAGAUAAAUGAUCUGGUUUGAUUUGGAAACGCAGGGAUACAUGUACAUUGAAACUGUUUGGGCUGAUACUCGGGGUUAGUGUUGUGCUGCUGCUGCUGCUGCUGCGUUUAUUUUCUGGUAAUAUGGUUUGGUGUUGCUUAUUCACAGUUAACUUGAUAAUGUUAAUAGUCCAAAGAGAAUCAAAAGCCUGUUAUUGAGCUCGACCUAAAUCAUUGUUUAUAAAACAGAUACUCUAUUUGAUGGAGGCGCAAGCAUUUCAGAGGA